Messenger RNA from Acaulospora colombiana, 1015 nucleotides. The record is from the annotation of a GenBank genome assembly. NCBI's taxonomy places the organism in Eukaryota, Fungi, Glomeromycota, Glomeromycetes, Diversisporales, Acaulosporaceae.
GAAGUACAUAAGACUACCAGAUGGUGGAACAUUGGGGAUCGAUUUCACACCACCACUGGACGAAAACUUGGACCCAAGUACCCCAGUCGUAGUUGUAGAACAUGGACUGACUGGAGGCUCACACGAGGCGUAUGUUCGACAUAUACUCUCCAAGGCCUGCGCACCAAAGGACAAGGGAGGUCUCGGUUAUCGAGGCGUUGUUAUCAAUUUCAGGGGAUGUGCAGGUGUCCCUCUCACCUCUCCACGAUUCUACUCAGCCGCCUGUAGCGACGACUACGCCUGUGGUGCUCUAUACAUUUCCAAGCUCUUCCCUGAAGCCAAACUCGUUGGAAUGGGUUUCUCAUUAGGUGCAAACGUCAUUACCAGACUCGAAGGGAAAUGGCUUAAUCGAACCAUAUAUUCCGCCGCUAUGGGUCAAAACUUAUUGAAGCUCUACAAGUCACACCUAGGAACCUUGGAAAAGUUCGAAGGGUCUGUCCUCAUGGAAAUGCACCCCAAGAUUAUGGAACUCAAGUCACCAAAGCUAAUCGACAUUGACGAGUUCUUGGUUUGCAAGACUGGCGGUUCCUCACCCAUUUGGCCCCUCCCUUGUGCGAAGGACUAUUACGAAUACGCUAGUAGUGACCAGAAGCUUCCUGGAAUACAGGUUCCGUAUCUGGCUAUCAAUGCAGAAGAUGAUCCGAUUGUUCGCGUAAUCCCGCGACCGGACGAACCAUCCUGUGAAGCAAGCGGAUAUGUCGCCGUAGCAAUCACCCCUGGCGGUGGUCACCUAGGGUGGUUUGAAGAUGGAGAGAAGAGAGGAGAGGUUCGAAGAUGGAUAAGGGAACCCGUUUUACAAUGGCUCCGGGCCGUCAUCGAGGAAUAUAAACCCGAAAAGAAGCAGGAGGGCCGUCCUACAGAAGAGGUAGAUGGGUUUGUAAGAGAGAUUGGGCGUGAAAACAUUGGUUACAAGGAAAUUGCUGAAGCCGACCUUCCGAGAGGCCCCGACGUCAAAGGACUGACCAAAGGACUUUGA